CGCGCGCCGAUUGGCCGGGCGGCGGGGGAAACCCGGGCGCGCGGCCCCGCGCGUGCUCAGCGGGGCGCGAGCCGCCCACGAUGGCCGCCGCGGCGGGGCUGGUGCUGGGCCGCGGGCCGCUCUUCCUGCGCCGCGGCACCUGGCGAAGCUUCUCCUCGCAGACGGACGGGGAGGCCCGAGUCACCCGCGUCCUGCGGGAGAAGUUCCCCCGGGCCUCCGCCAUCAAAGUGGUGGAUAUAUCAGGGGGCUGCGGCGCCAUGUACGAAAUUCACAUCGAGUCGGAGGAAUUCAGAGAGAAGCGGACGGUGCAGCAGCAUCAGAUGGUUAAUCAGGCACUGAGCGAGGAGAUCAAGAGCAUGCACGGACUGCGCAUCUUCACCUCCACCCCCAAACCUUGACGCUUUGUCAGUUGGUCAAUAAAGAUGUUUGAGAGGUGCCUGCAGGGCUCUGUGCUGGUGACCAGGAGGCCGCUGCCCUCCAGACUACCUACAAAUUUAUCCAAGUGCUGUGUUUUCGAUUAGGCACCUGCGCAGGGCUGGGGGGCUGCGAGGGGAGGGGGACAGAAGAAGAAACACCCCUCUGAAAGAAGAGCAGGAAGGAGAAACUUUAUUAUUGCUGGGUCCCUCCCUCAGCAGGCCCCCCCCACCAUGCUGGGAACACGAGCAAGCUGCUCUUCCAGGCAGGGGACAGGCUCCCCUUGGGCCAGGCACUUCUUUUCCUCCCCCCCACAACGCUGCUGCUGCUGCCAAAGGGGAGCUUAAGGCUCUAAGUGCACCUCACAUCCAAAAAAAAAAAAAGCACUUCCAAAAAUAAGCCGAGCCACUCUGCUGUCACCCAGGGGAAACACACCCUGGGCUCAGCCCUGGUCGGGCUGCUCACAGGCCAAGCACCGUGUCCGUGGGGGCCAGAGGAAAACUUGGCCUCUGGGAGUAGAAAGCAGCAGCGCAGCACCCGGAACUCUGCCCCAUGCCUGUGGGGAACAAAACCAGCUCCGAGGCCAAGUCCUAGAGUGCAGGACUCGCCAGACUUGAGCGCAUGCCUAGAAAACCAGGUGGACUACACACGGCAAGUCACCGCAGCCAAUGACUUCUAAACCAACGCAGGCCGCUGCAGAGUAGAAGCGAUGCUUGGCCUCUGAGACUGAUGCCACUCGGGGCUUGCGUCGCUGAAGGCGAAGCGUAGAAGUGGCAGGCGUACAAAGCGGAAAGGAGCGGCCAAAAGGGUCCUCCGGGGAAAGUUUAUCUGUCCUUGGAGCCCAGCUUCUCGAUCAGUUCCUGCAGAGGAGCCAACUCCCGCCUGUCAAUCAAGUUGAAUUCCUGGCAGGGGAAAAAAAAAAACCAACAGAAAAACUGAAGGCACCUCUUAAAGAGCUGCUGGAAAACACAUCCGGCCACUGUACACCCCAUGUCAAUGCAUGCCAGCUCCUGAGAGAAAUUCAAGCAUUUCAAGACAACAAAACCUUUUCCACCGCAUCACUGAGAAAUACCAUGCUGCUCUGCACAAUGAAUCCCACAUCUGGUCAAGAACAGGCUGUUUAAAAAAAAAAACAAACAAAAAAAAAAAGGAAAAAAAGGUGCUGCUGCUAUUUCUGAGUCAAUUCUUGAGCUACAAAACCCCCAAGUUCUCCUCUGAGCCUGGUUUCUUUUGCUGCAAGUCGACAGCUAAAACCAGAGAGGGAAAUUCAAGCAUUUACAGCCAACUCAGCCAUACUUCCUGCAAAAAACAAAAACAAAA
Messenger RNA from Chroicocephalus ridibundus (black-headed gull), 1734 nucleotides. It is a transcript of the gene BOLA3, whose product is annotated as bolA family member 3. The record is from RefSeq and is a predicted model, not a curated record. NCBI's taxonomy places the organism in Eukaryota, Metazoa, Chordata, Aves, Charadriiformes, Laridae. Bases 81 to 398 code for a protein of 105 amino acids. The transcript has 4 exons. Gene Ontology annotation, cellular component: mitochondrial matrix.